UAGCGUCCUAACUCUAGGCGGGAGCCGAGGUACGCACAAAUGGAGUGGCGGUUGUGUUUGGCUUAGAGCUGCAGUAUUGUACAGCGCAACUGUUCACUGUGGAGUUCUUUGAAAGGCAAUGUCAGCUCUGCCUGCAACAGGACCCUGUUUGUCAGGACUGUCUCCUCAGUCUCAGUCUAGUCUAACUGCACAAACUAAUCCUGGAUCAACUCAGCUUCCUCCUCCUCCACAAGGGGUUCUGCGUGAGAUUCCCCCUGCCAUCCUGUGUAAGAUUGGCCAAGAAACUGUACAGGAUAUUGUUUCUCGCACUAUGGAAAUAUUUCAUUUGUUGAGAAGUAUUCAGCUUCCGAAUGGUGUGACACAAAGCCAAGCAGUUUAUCAGGAUCGCUUCUGUAAACUGCAGGAGCAUUUGCGCCAGCUUACUUUACUUUUUCGCAAACUGCGUUUACUGUAUGAGAAAUGUGCAGAGAUGACCUCAGACCUUGACAAGUUGCCUACAGAGAUGGUUCCCUAUAUAAACGAAGACAAUCAAGAUGAAAUCAGUACAUUUCAAGGAAGUCGUGAGAGCCAGGAGAUUCUAGAAAAGGUGAAACUGAAGAAUGAAGGAAUGAAGGUGCUUAUGGAUCAAAUGCGGCAGUUACUUUGGGAUAUUAAUUCUAUGCUUACCCUUAGAAAGUGACCCCUUCCAUUCAUUGGGCAUUGUCUAAACAAGCUAUGAAGCUACAAAUUGUAGAACUAUGAACUGUUCUAAAAAAAAAAAAACAUUGUUGAAUGAAGCUGACAAUUGACAUGGUACACAAGUGUCAUAGCUAUACUUGGUCAGACCUUUAAAUAAUUUAUACUGUGUGCUGACUUUUUGGUUUGAACACAUGACCUAUCCAUCUUGACUACCUCAAUACAGUUUUACACUUGAUGUAAACUUUUUUUAAAGAAAGGUUAAAGAGUAAUACACUGUCAGUUUUCUUAAAAGCAUAAGUGGUUUAUUAUGUAGAAGGUUGCUUAAGUUGAAAGCCUCUGCCUACAUUUGAUGUUUCUAUCCAGCUACGGACUUUCUGUACUUUUUUUUUUUUUUUUUUUUUAAUAGAGCUUGAUAGGUAUGUGUUUUUGUAAAAAAAUUUCCCCCCACUAAGUAUACUUCUAUCUAACCACUCUCUUUUUGAUGUUAAACUCCAGACCCAUCUGAAUGUCAUUUUCUCAUCUAGUGUUUUUGUGAUUUCUCCUAAACGGUGUCUGCGCAUGCUCCCAACCUCUCUCUCCUCCUAAACAUAUGCAGUGUGGACACAAUUUUGGUGAUUUUUGUAAUUGCUGACUGAUUAUGGUGUCUCACUGACUUAUCUGUGGUAAAGACUAAUAAACUACGGUAUUUAGUAAUAUUUUGGAUACUGAAUUUGUUUUUUUGAAAGAGUGUUUUACAUAACAUAUAUUGUUUCAAAAUGUAUGAAACUAUUUUUGUACAUGUUUGCUAUUGUAAAUUAAAAAUUGAGCCUCCAGGUGUUUUAUUAUUUU
Erpetoichthys calabaricus (reedfish) is the source of this 1506-nucleotide messenger RNA. RefSeq names its product Mediator of RNA polymerase II transcription subunit 30-like. NCBI's taxonomy places the organism in Eukaryota, Metazoa, Chordata, Cladistia, Polypteriformes, Polypteridae. Gene Ontology annotation, biological process: positive regulation of DNA-templated transcription. The coding region runs from base 119 to 679 and encodes 186 amino acids. Gene Ontology annotation, cellular component: mediator complex. The record is from RefSeq and is a predicted model, not a curated record. The transcript has 5 exons. Gene Ontology annotation, molecular function: transcription coregulator activity.